Molecule: messenger RNA, 1674 nt
Organism: Volvox carteri f. nagariensis
Lineage: Eukaryota; Viridiplantae; Chlorophyta; Chlorophyceae; Chlamydomonadales; Volvocaceae
Exons: 8
Coding region: 214-1674 (486 amino acids)
Biological process (GO): nucleocytoplasmic transport
Cellular component (GO): nuclear pore
Molecular function (GO): structural constituent of nuclear pore
Source: RefSeq, a predicted model, not a curated record
CCCUUCGGCUUUUCGCGUAGGGGGCCCCUUUACGCGAUUUUUUUAGCUGCUAUAGGAUUACUGCAGCGGCAGCUCUACAAUAGAAGGAGCGUAUACUCAAAUUAUGCAUAACAAUAUUAUAAUCUUUAUGCGAAAGUUUGGCCUUGCAUACAUCAAUUGGAACGGUAAUUUCAUGGAACGGUGACUGGUAGCAGAUUGCAUUAAAACAUAAUAAUGGCUUUCUCGUUUGGCUCAACCGCCCCAGCAGCCACCCCAUUCACUGGGGGACUGUUUGGAGCGCCCGCAGCGAGCUCUGCAUCUGCUUUUGGCACUAGCACCGUCCCUGCGUUUGGGGCUGCCUCUGCGCCUGCGUUUGGCGCAAGCUCGGCACCAGCAUUUGGAGCAAGCUCAGCACCGGCUUUUGGGGCUUCCACAGCGCCUGCCUUUGGGUCCGCAACGCCUUUUGGAGCGCCUGCAGCGGGUUCUACGUCUCCAAGCUUAUUUGGAUCGACGACUACAGGGUUUGGAACUACAAAUCUCUUCGGGCAGCCGGCUUCGGCGCCCGUUACUUCAACUGCGUUGGUUCCAGCUGGGGGCCUUUUUGGCGCGCAGCCGCAGCAGCAAGCACAGCAGCUGCAACAACCUAGACCGGGGCUAAAUUACAAAACUAAGUUUGAGGAGUUGCCACCGCAAAUACAGCAGGAACUGCAAAAAAUCCAGCAGCAGAUCAGCUCUUACCGUGAUGAAUGCAAGGCGCUGGACAACGAUGCCCGGCUGUACGACACUGUCAGCAUAAAGCAGGACUUGGACUCGGAGACCGCGGCUUUGCGGCAGACGCUCCAGAGCUUGUAUCAAGCUGUGUUGGCGGAGGAUGAGGGGCUGCUGGCGUUCAGAGAGCGCGUCAUGGUGUUGCUGCGCAGCACCGAGACGGCCAUCCGCCUCUACCAGCGGUCCAAAUUGUGGAGGGAGAUCUCCCAGGUGCCGGGCCCCGGCAGCGGCCAGCAGCAGCUGCUGCUCACCCAGGCAGUUCAGGACCAGAUGUCGCAGCCGGUGCAGCUGCCCAACCCCUACCUAGGCCUGGCGGUCCGGGGCUUCAGUGCAGCCAUUGAGCAGUACCAUAGCUGCAUCUCGGAGCUGGAGCGCGUCAUGCAGGCCUCGGCAGUUGGGUACGGCGGCACUGACGAGGCAACCGCCAUCCUAAACCUGCCAACGCUGGUGUCACACAUGCACAAUUACUUUGUACACGUGGCAGCGAGGAUGGAGCGGCUUCACGGCGAGGUGGCACGUGCUCGGGAGGCCUACCUGGCGCAGCAACGAGCUCGAGGCGACUACUCCAACCCCUUUGCGGAGGCCCGGCCCCUGCACCACAUACCCGCGGGACCAGGCAAACUGGCAGCUGCCUUGGGCGGCUCCGGGGCAGCCAGUAGCAACUUUUACAGCUUCGGUGGUCCGGCCGGGGGCGGCGGCAUGGGGCCCGGUGGCGGCGGCAUCAUGGGGCCCGGUGGCGGCGGCGGCGGCGGCGGUGGUGGCAUGUUUGGCGGCGGCGGCAGCACGGCACCUGCACCCGCACCUGCACCGAUGCCGUCGUUGGGUGCUCCCGGAGGAAACACCGCGAGCGGGGGCGGUGGACUCUUUGGCGGUCUUAACCCCGUGGCAUUCGGCUCUAGCGCCAGCCCCUUCGAUAGGUACAGGUAA